CAAGCAGUGUGAUGUAAAUAUGAUUUUUUUCACGAUAGACUGUCAAAAUCAGCUGAUUCUUGCUCUGGUCACAUAUUCCAUUUUUCCCCUAUUUUUUGGAAGUUCCAUUGGAAAACGAAAAAUUUUAGAAAUUCGAACAUCAUAUUUGUGCUUUCUCUGCUUGAAAGUGUGAAGAUAAAUUUUAAGUUUAAUUAAAAUUACCCCAGGCUGAUAAGACAAUGAGUGAUCAAGCUGGUGAUCCUUUAAACAUGGACUGUUCUAAUUUUGAUGCAGACCGAUAUUUAGAGAGACUUCUCAAGGAUUAUUCCUUGAAGCAAAUUAUGGAUACUGAAGCAAAUAUUGUAAAAGAUACACAGACAUUACACAGCGAUAUGCAGACGCUAGUGUAUGAAAACUAUAAUAAGUUUAUUUCGGCUACGGACACAAUUCGAAAGAUGAAAACUGAUUUUAAGAAAAUGGAGACAGAAAUGAAUCUUUUGGCUUCUAAUAUGAACUCUAUUACGGCCUUUAGUGAGCAGAUUACGGGAACACUUCAAGAUACUAGACAACAAUUGAGUAAAUUGUCGGGAAAACAUUCAUUGCUUAAGCGAUUGCAAUUUUUAUCGACACUUCCGGCAAAGAUGAAGACAUUGAUUGAGGAAGAGAAUUAUGUACAGGCUGUGCAAGAUUAUGCUCAUGCUCAGAAAGUAUUGGAACAAUAUGGAAGUCAGCCGUCAUUUCAGGGAAUACAGGAGGAUUAUUUGGCUAUUGUGAGAGAGAUGAAAGAGCGUCUUAAGGGAGAUUUCCAAGCAGCUGGACAGAGUGCACAGUGUCUGACAAGAACCGGAGAACUAUUGUUGCAACUUGGUGAAAAACCUAGUGAUCUUGCCAAAGAAAUGCUCCAGAGUGCUAAUCAAAGAUUGCAUGAGCAGAUUGUAAUGCUUCAGGAUCAAACGGAUCGAGAUAUGAUAGAAUUUGUGGAUUUGGGACUAGAUGGAUUUCUCAAAGAUUUAAAUUUGGUCGUUAGUUCAUACAAGGAUAUGUUCCUGACAAAACUUAUUGAACAGGAACGUGAUGACUUUACCGAAAUAGCUACAGAAGAUCUCAAUCAGUUUGUCCAAAAGAAUAUGGAUAAGUAUAUGAUUCUGGUGCAAGAUCGUGUAGAGGCAGAAAUGGGUCGGGGAGAUUCUCAAGUGAUGCUCAGGGCCCUGGAUAGGCUACAUCGACGACUCCUGGCAAUGGGAAAUCUUUGCAGAUCAAUUGAUAUGUCUAAGACGGGAAUAGAAAUUGUCAUCAAUGCUGCCCAUCAACUGUGUAAAUCGCAUUUUAGGACGCUUAAAGAACAUUUUGGAGACCGAAUGAGCUCUGUUAGAUUGGCAUUGGUCACGAGGAGUGAUACAACAACACCAAGCUUCAGUGAACUCAUAUCUAAUCUGUAUUUUUCCACUGUUGAGAAAGUUAAGGGGGUACUGCAGGAUCUACUGGUAUUCCUCCAACCAGAAUGGUCUUUUAAUCUCAAAAGCAACUACAAGGGAUCACUGUGCGUCGAUGGGAUCCGAGAGAAUCUUCUGGUUGCUUUCAUUCAUCACAUAAUUGAAAUUAUGAUGUCCUUCUGCAGUGUCAAUUCGUCAUCACCGCCCAAUCUUUUGUUGGUCCUUUCUAAAACCUGCUUGGAGAUGGAUCAGGUUGGUAUUCAUUCCCUAAUGUCUCUUGUAGAUGACCUGUAUGAGAUUGAGUCUGAAAACAGUGCAACACUGACACAUGAAAGUGAGUUAUGUGCCGAAAUGAGGGAUGCUGCUCAAGCUCUGUUGGACACCUAUGUCCGAAUGCAGGGUCUCAAUAUAUCGCAGAUGCUGAGGAAAAGUGUGGAGACCCGAGAUUGGCUCAAUUGUUUGGAACCUCGAUCUGUGAGGGCAGUAAUGAAGCGUGUGGUGGAAGAAUUGAAUUCUAUUGAAGGAAUUCUCACGGGAUUGUAUGAUUCUGGCACGAGAACAGCUGCCUCCAGUGAUUCCAGUCGCAAGACCCAUUUCAGUCUUUCAGCCACAAAACAAACUUUUCGUUCUAAUUGGUCCACAUACACUCCAUCACAGCUUGAAAGUAGUUUUGCAUCCAACAUACAUCGUCUCUUUACUGAAAGAAUUGAGAUAUUCAGCUCUGUGGAAUUCUCGAAGGUGUCUAUUGUGACGGGGAUUAUCAAGAUAAGUCUCAAGACACUUCUUGAGUGUGUGAGAUUAAGAACGUUUAGCAAAUUUGGCCUGCAGCAGAUUCAAGUUGAUGCCCACUAUUUGCAGAUGAAUCUUUGGAAGUUUGUCUCGGACGAAAAUUUGGUUCACUUUCUCCUGGAUGAAAUUUUGGGAUCAGCUGUGCACCGUUGUCUAGAGCCAAUUCUAAUGGAACCGAAUGCCGUUGAAAUAAUUUGUGAGCGAAGUUAAGUGUGUGUGGAUCUUUAUUUUUAGGCAUUCCUAGAGUAUAAGUUCAUCACUUUGAUUUUGUUUGUACAAUAAUUUAUAGAAUUAUAUCUAAGAAUUGCAAAUAUUACACACUGAUCAUUUACAUUUCAUUCCACUAUCCUGGUUAAUUUCUUGUCAUUUGAACAUAAUUUGUAUUGUUACAUUAUUGGGAAAAUUCUCUCUUGGAGUUCAACCAAUUUUCCCAAUUGGCGAAAAAAAUAAUUUUAUUUUCUUUGAACUUUUGCAAUAGUUUAUUAACAGUUACAAUUAAAUACACAUAAAAAUAAAAAUAUUUUAUGAAAAUAUA
This is a messenger RNA of Phlebotomus papatasi, 2736 nucleotides long. It is a transcript of the gene Vps51, whose product is annotated as vacuolar protein sorting-associated protein 51 homolog. The record is from RefSeq and is a predicted model, not a curated record. Gene Ontology annotation, biological process: Golgi vesicle transport; endocytic recycling; Golgi organization. NCBI's taxonomy places the organism in Eukaryota, Metazoa, Arthropoda, Insecta, Diptera, Psychodidae. The transcript is spliced from 3 exons. Bases 219 to 2411 code for a protein of 730 amino acids. Gene Ontology annotation, cellular component: membrane; GARP complex; EARP complex.